CAGCCAUUUUCUCCCAAUUUUGAGCCAAUUUUGAGCCAAUUUCCGACUCUGUUUACAGGAAACAUUCCAAAGUUUCAAAAACCCACAUGAAAAUCCAUUUCACACACUUCAAAAAAUGAGACACGCACUAAAAAAAUAAGAGCCUCCCCUGAUCUGUAGCCAAAAUGGUAUAUGAUGGCCUAAAUGGGGUGAGAGAAAGAGAAAGACAGAGAGAAUCUUAAGACGCUUCCACAAACCACCUUUCGACCAUUUGCUCCGGAAAUCCCAGUAGGUCCUCAUCUCAUCUGUACAAAGUAGUACUAUAUUCUAGAUUUCAAACACACACAACACACGCUCAUUAUUACAUCAAAAGGUAGAGAUAGAGAGAGAGAGGGGGCAUCGGGGACCAGAAAACAGAGACAACCCACGAUCUGCUGAGAGAACCCCAUUGUAGAACUUGCCCACGAGAGGCCACCAAUCAUGCCAAAAGGUGCCAAGAAGAGAAAAGCUGCGAAAAAGAAGAAGGAAAAUGAAGCCCACAACAACAUCUCAACUAACAAUCCUCAAGGAAAUGAUGAUGUGAAAUCCCUAGAUGGGAAGGAAAGUGAUAGUGGUGAGGUUAGUAGCCCUGUCUCUCGGGAUCAAGAUAGCGACCAAAAUUCAUUUAAUGAUAGGAAUGAGGAGUUGGAGGAGAGAGACGCAUCACCCAUUCGAUCACUUGUUGCUGAGGACAAGUCUAUGGAGGAUGUAUCUAGUGAUAUAGAGGUUUCCCAGAAAAUAAGUUCAGAGGAUGAUGCUGUUGUUAAAAUGGAAAGGGAACUGAAAUCUGAUGAGAGUUCUGAGAGCAAAAAUGGUAGCGUUGAGCAUGUUGAGUCUGCCAAGGAAACACAUGAUGGGGUUGAUCGGAGCUCUAGCAGUAGUAGUUCCGAUGAUGAGUCUCGAGCUUCUGAGAAGAAACCAAAGGAGGAGCCCUACAAUUUAGUUUUGGAAGCAAGCCAAUGUGAUGAUUUGGUUCAGCCAGUUGAUUCUUCACUGGCAGAGGUGACUUGGGUUAAUGAAAAUGCACCAGUUGGGGAGACUGUUAAUUCAAUUGCAGAAAGUGCCCCACAUGUUGAUUCUGUUAAGUCACUGAUAUCUGUCUCUGAGGAGACAAUUCACAUUACUGAAAGUGCUCCAGUUGAGAAUCUAGUGAUUGCUGAUAUGAUAGAACCAGGAUCAAAAGAAAGUGAGGAAAAAUUGUCGCCUAAAUUGAAAGAGGCUCCAGCAGCUGUGGCGGAUUUGGAAUUGAAGAAAAAUGAGGAAAAAGUAUUUCCUUUAUCCAAUGAAAAUGUUCAUGCAUCUUUGACUGUGGGGGAAUCUGUGUCAAAUGGAUAUGAGGGUAAAAUAUUGCCAUCACCAAGUGCUCCUGUUGCUGCAACUAGCAAUGGUGCAGCAAAUGAAAAAGAUUCUGAGAUUCCUGAAUGUUCUGAAAACCAGCCUCUGGUAGCACCAGCCCCACGAGUUGUGCAAAAAACCUCCUUCCUGAGUUGCUGUGGAUUGUUUGAUGUGCUAACAGGCUCUGGGAGAUAAGUUCAGAAACAGAGUAUGGAUUGGCCCCAGGGACUUGUGAAGCUUGUGAAAGUGAAGGAGGAGUUGGUCUUGAGAAAUUUUUGGUAUUUCGAACUAGAGUUCUUGUUUUUCCCAAUAAAUGACGGGCAAGAGCCCUGACCAUAAUAUAGACAGUCUUAAGAUAUGUGGUGGUGAUGUCAAUAUUUGUAGGCGGCUUAGUGUCCCUAGCUUUCAUUACAUUGCUUGCUUACUUCUGUAGUCUAGUGUUUUUUCUAGGUGGUGUGCUGUAUUUAGUUUCUUUUGCAAUGGAUAGGGCAGUGGUGCGACCUGGAUUUUUACAAGCAUUUUUCUGUGAUAUCAAUAUUCACUUGAUUGCUGUCAUGGUGUUUUCUAAUGGACAGAGGAUUGGGUUUAGGUGCUGUUAAAAAAACUACAAUAUGUGUGCUGUAGUUUUUUCAACGGCCAGAUUUAAUUUUACAUCUAUGAUUUGCGUUUUUGGCAUAUGGGUUUGUUUUAAUGCUACAUCCUGCCUUUCUCAU
Corylus avellana is the source of this 2066-nucleotide messenger RNA. RefSeq lists its product as uncharacterized. The record is from RefSeq and is a predicted model, not a curated record. NCBI's taxonomy places the organism in Eukaryota, Viridiplantae, Streptophyta, Magnoliopsida, Fagales, Betulaceae.